This is a messenger RNA of Xylona heveae TC161, 3123 nucleotides long. RefSeq names its product ARM repeat-containing protein. Lineage: Eukaryota; Fungi; Ascomycota; Xylonomycetes; Xylonales; Xylonaceae. The record is from RefSeq and is a predicted model, not a curated record. Gene Ontology annotation, molecular function: small GTPase binding. Gene Ontology annotation, biological process: protein import into nucleus. Gene Ontology annotation, cellular component: nuclear envelope; cytosol. The transcript is spliced from 9 exons. The coding region runs from base 1 to 3123 and encodes 1040 amino acids.
AUGAACGGCGCUGCAGAGCUCCCCUCCGAGGCAAACCCUCUAAAUUUUCAAACUCUUUUACAGACGCUGGAAGCUGCCACCUCGUCUUCCUUACUUCAGGUUCGGGCAGCGACUUCACAGCUUCAAAACUGGGAAAGGCAGCAAGGUUACUAUAACCUCCUUCAGGAUGCUUUUAUCGACAAAUCAUCAUCUGUCGACGUUCGCUACCUUGCUGUCAUUCAGCUAAAAAAUGGAAUUGACAAAUACUGGAGGAGAACCGCCUCAAAUGUCAUGAGCAAAGAAGAAAAGAGUGUCAUCCGAUCAAGGCUGUACGAGAGUGGAAUCAAUGAGCCUGAUUCUCGUCUUGCUCUACAGAACGCGCUGGUUAUAUCCAAAAUCAUUCGCUUUGAAUUUCCUGCCGACUGGCCAGACGCCAUAACUGACAUCGUCCAUCUUCUCCGCCUCGCGGCCCAGCCUGGCGCCAAUCCUAUUCACUUGCCUCGGGUUUUGUUGAUUCUUUUGCACAUAAUCAAGGAGCUAUCCACCGCGCGUUUGCAACGCCUACGGACGAACCUUUACUCAGUCACACCAGAGACAUACCAAGUGCUAGGCCGCAUCUACAUAGAAAAGGUACAAAUAUGGAGAGCAUGGAUUCAGAAUGGAGGUGGUGAAGGAGCGGGGUUGGAGGAUAUUGAAAACAGCCUUCUGGCGAUAAAAGCACUCAGGAGACUGAUGAUUGCUGGCUACGAAUUCCCAAAUCGGGAGAAGGAGGUGCAGGAAUUCUGGACAAUUAUUCGCGAUCAGUUCGGCGACUUUCUGAACAUGGUCACCAGCGAACCUCAACAACUGACGCAACCCAUUCAACGCAUGAUCGAAAAACAUCUCUUGCAACUCUCCAAAAUGCAUUUAGAGAUGGCUAGAACACAUCCUGCAGCAUUCGCUUUGCUUCCAGAUUCUAUCAAUUUGGUCUAUGCUUAUUGGAAAUUUGUGUCUAAAUUCGGCGAGAACUUGGGUAUUAAAUCCGCAGCCGCAUUACAUUCCGACAUAGCUGUGGACGAGGAAGAACCAAAAAUCCAAGAGAGACUCUGCUUGAAAGGCCUUCUUCUGAUACGUGCAUGUGUCAAAAUGGUUUUCACUCCGUCACCUUCGUUCAAAUAUCGCCAGGAGCAGGACAAGGAGGAACAGAAGCUCUCAGUCCAAAUGAUGCGGGCCAAUUUUCUGACGGAGUCAUUUGUGCGGGAGUCUAUGGAAGUUAUUGUAACUCGCUUCUUCGUCUUCAGAAGUAUAGACCUUCAGGAAUGGCAAGAAGACCCGGAAGAGUGGGAGCGUAAAGAAGAAGGCGAAGGUGAUAGCUGGGAGUUUUCGAUCAAGCCAUGUUCCGAAAGGCUCUUCCUGGACUUGGUAACACAUUUCAAAGAUUUUCUUAUUGAGCCUCUGAUUAAUGUGUUCUACUCCGUCUCAUCUCCUGAUAACGAAGAUAUCUUAUUCAAGGAUUCUGUCUACAAUGCAAUCGGACUUUCUGCUGCAGUCAUCCAUAAAUCUUUAGAUUUUGAUGCUUUCUUAACCGCUACUCUUGUGGCGGAGGUUCAGAAAAGUCAGCCGGGGUGCAAUAUACUUCGACGGCGGAUUGCCAUCCUUUUAGGGCAAUGGGUAUCAGUGAAGAUAUCCACAAGCAACCGACAUCUUGUCUAUCAAAUAUUCCAACAUCUGCUAGAUGCAGCAGAUCCGUACAACGAUCAGGUUGUUCGGUUAACGGCUGGCAAGCAAUUUAAGAAUGUCGCGGACGAGUGGGAGUUUGAGCCAAAUGGAUUCAUGCCAUACGCGACGGAGAUUCUUGGACGCAUCAUGGCGCUGAUUGAGGAAGUUAGUCUCACGGAGACGAAAAUGACACUGCUAAAUACCGUGAGCGUUAUUGUUGAGCGAUUGGAAUACCGGAUCUCUCCAUAUGCCGACAAGAUUGUCUCUCUGCUUCCGUCACUUUGGAUGCAAUCAGGCGAAGAACACUUGAUGAAGCAAGCCAUUUUAACUAUAUUGACACGAUUAAUAACUUCUAUGAAAGACGAUUCGCGUCGUUACCAUGAAAUGAUACUUCCGCUCAUUAAAAGUGCCGUCGAGCCUGAGUCGGAGACGCGUGUUUAUCUGCUUGAAGAUGCCCUUGACUUAUGGGCCUCAAUUAUCGUCCAAACUCCAAGCCCUGCAUCUCCAGAUGUGUUAUCUUUAGCCCCUUAUCUGCUGUCGAUAUUUGAGCUUGGCACGGAGACACUUCGCCAAGCCCUGGAUAUUACCGAAUCUUAUGUCCUACUUGCGCCGGGCGAGAUGCUGACAGAUGAAAUGCGAAACAAUUUGAUUGGGGGUUUGGCAUCACUCCUUGGCACUCUCAAGGCGGAUGCGAAUGGGAUUGUCACACACUUAAUGGAGGUUGCCAUUCGAGCUGCUAACACCCUUGGCGGUGAGCAAGCCGUAGAGGUCAUGGGGAAGUCACUACUGGACACCAAUUUCCUGGCAAAAGUUCUAGAGGGCCUGCGAGAAAGCUGGGAAGCUCAUCAAACUACUGGACCGAACAAGAAGUAUUCAAGUAUUGAUGGAAUAGUCGAGACGGAUUAUUUCAGCGUUUUGGCAAGGCUAUCCCUGGCAAGUCCCCGGAUAUUUGUGGGUCUAAUGGAGGCAGCUGGAAUGUCACGAGGAGAGAGCUUCGAACAAACGCUCAAAUGGAUUCUCGAUGAAUGGUUUAGCCAUUUCGAAAAUGUCGGUGAUCCCGAUAAAAGGAAACUCAUGUGUCUCGCCCUCACGAGACUUUUAGAAUCGGGCGAGACCUGGAUUCUCUCUAGAUUGCAGGAUCUCAUAAUUAUGUGGACCGACGUUAUCAUAGAGCUGCAAGAGGGAGCUGAGGACAAGGGUGGCGAUCUUAUAUAUUGGGACGCCGAGGGACUCAAGCCAGAUACACCUGAAGCCCCUGAAGAUGAGCGACGAAGAAACCUUACUUUUACCGACCCGGUUCAUACGAUCAAUGCCAUUGAUUUUAUCAGAAGCCAUGUUCAGCAUGCUAUUACCGCCUGCGGCGGUCAGGAAGUUUUCCAACAGAUGUGGCUUGCCAAUGUCGACCAGGACGUUAUUGCAUCUUUCGGGAAAUUGGGCAUCGUUUAA